GGUCACAUAACUCGUGAUUGAAUAUAACGAGAAGACACAACCCCCGGGAAACCCUCAAAAUGUCCUUUAAACCAGCAGCCAAACGCUCACAGCCGGUAAUAGCGUGUGGGAAUUUCAUACUUUCACUAUCAGCGUGGCCGCUUCACCAGUCUAUAUAAGCGAGCUGUGUCUGCUUAAAAACAGACCAUACCAACCAUUCGACAUGUUGUGUCUACUGAUCUUAAUUUUAAGCCUCGUAAACAGAGCUUUUUCAGAUAUUGUAGCUCAAGGAGACACAGCUGUUUACUUCGGACAGGAUGCUUCAUUCUCUUGUGCAUGGUCAGAGGCGUCCGGUGUCAAACAAGUCACCUGGCAGCGGGUGCGUGAUACGGAACCGGUACAAACUCUGGCUACAUUCAGCGACCUCUUCAAGGAGCACGUGGAUGAUCAAUACGUCGGAAAAGUCACUUUCACAGCAGCGUCAGUUAAUUCAACGUCCAUUGAGAUCAAAAACACAACAUUUGAAGACGAGGCUUGCUACAUUUGUUCCUUCAAAGUGUAUCCAUUCCAACCUAAACGACAAACCUUGUGCCUCACUGUUAAAGGUAUAUCAGAAAUAACAGCUUUAGUGAAUCCUGCACCCAGUUCUGAUCCAAAUGUUGUAGUCUCAUGUUCAGUCACUGGUAAACCGGCUCCAACUAUCCUCUGGAAAUCUGCAGGGAAAGAGUUGAACAACUUUUGGUCAAGUAAUUUCACGACUCUCAACAAAGACAGUUCAACCACCAUUACGAGCAACCUCACGCUUCCACUGUCACAGUUUCAUGGGAAGUACGUGGAAUGUGUGGCUCAGAGUGGCGGCAUAGAGAAGAGCGACCAAAUCUAUGUGUCUGAUGAAGAUUAUAAAGUGAACAACGUUACACCAAGAAGUUACAUCGUUACAAUUUCAGUCCUCAUUAUCAUUACUGUUGUGGUUCUUGUCAUUAUUGCCAUCUGUCAUCACACCAGACUAAAGAGAGCUAUUUUUGGGAUAAAAUCUACUUAUGAGGAACCCCUUAAUGCCACAAACGAGGAAUGUUAACUCUGCUGCUACCUCAUAGUAUGGAUUUUUGCUCAUGAUGUUUGUUAAUAUGAACUUUUGGGUUGUAAACUGUGCAUUCCAUGAAGAAAUCAUGAAUUUCUUGUGUAGUAUUUAUUUAAUUUAUUUAUGUUUACUGUGUAGUAUUCCAUUGCAUUAGUACAGUUAAAAUACAUAAUAUUAUUUCCACUAUGGUGGAGUAUUUUGAUCACAGAGAAUUAUUAUAUCAUAGACAGAUGAUAUUUAUUCUGUAAGUUUAGAUUUUUAGCCUCAUGUAUUUGCACUUUGACUCAUUUGAAUGUACUGGCAUGCACUAAAUAAUUUAAAAUUGUGUCUACUUGUGGAGUUGAGUCUGUGAAAGUAAUUUAUAAAUUCAUAAACGCAGGCUCUACACCAGCCUUGAUAUUUUCCCACAAUCCUUGAUGUCACACUUCAGCGGUACAGUACUGUUUUGAGCAAUGACAGUGAUUUGGGGAAGAGAAAAGCAUUAUUACCCAAUACAAACAGAUAAGCUAAAGGGUGAAAAACCUAGUUUUCAGCAGUCUGAAACAAAGUGAAAGUUAUGUCAUUAUUGGUCACAGAAGCUGUUUUAUGGUUUCCUGCAUGAAACUCUAAAGGCUGCACAGAGAGACUACUGCUAUUGUUAGUAUUUGUACUAUUAUUUGUUGUUGACUGCAACAAUCUUAAUAGAGGUACAAGUGUAUCUUGCUAGCAAAAAAGUACUGUAAAGUAAAUCAUAAAAGUAUAAACAAACAUUUAUGUUGUUGAAAAUAUUUCUGUGUGAUGUAUAUGUGUAUGUUAUAGUAUGUGUAUAACCUAAAAUAUGUGAUUGCACUGAAUUAAAUUGUGAAC
Onychostoma macrolepis is the source of this 1906-nucleotide messenger RNA. RefSeq names its product OX-2 membrane glycoprotein-like. The record is from RefSeq and is a predicted model, not a curated record. The coding region runs from base 203 to 1057 and encodes 284 amino acids. Gene Ontology annotation, molecular function: cell-cell adhesion mediator activity. The transcript is spliced from 5 exons. Lineage: Eukaryota; Metazoa; Chordata; Actinopteri; Cypriniformes; Cyprinidae.